GGAUGGGCCGGACGGAGAAGUAUUUCCGAAGACGAAUUUUGUCAUGAAGGACAUGGAUGUAAGCCUAUUCGAAGCUCUUGUAAACGAGAUCUCAGGAGAACUAAGAUAUUAAUAAAUGUCAAGUUGAACUUGACGGACAUACGAACUGUGCCCGACUUCAAGCCCACAAUCGAAGAGAACGGCUUCUGCUUCCUCGAGAACAAAUCGAGAGAACUUCCAAAGAUGACAGGUGCUAGUGAUUGCAAACCUUAUCUGGAAGAGAUGUCGCAAUUCCUGAAAAUACGCCUGGGAACUAAUGAAAUAUUCCCCAUCAACGCAAAUGUUCGGCCUCAAAAUAUCAUCUUUGAGUUUCUUUUCACUAACUAGGGUCUCUUCCGGGAAAAAGUUCCGCGAUUCACGCUCGACUGGAGGCCGUACUGGGCAUCUCCCGUUUGCCCAUCUAGACAACACGGUGUUUAGCUCAUGGAGUCGUAUUUCCUUGUUCCUCACCGAGGAAGAGAGAGAGCGUGUUCUGUCAGGCCAGAGCCGGGCAAGAAUUAUCAACAUUUGGCGCCCAAUGUUCAAUCACGCGGAAGAUAUCCCCCUCGCAGUGUGUGACCCGAGAACGAAUAUCGAUCUUGCCGAUGUUGUCUCAGUUGAUCGCAUCACCUAUGAAGCCACCAAAGAGGUAGCAUACUUUUCCUGGAACCCCGCUCAUAGAUGGUACUGGAUGAGCAACCAAACCCUAGACGAGAUUGUCAUAAUGACUCAAUACGAUACUCACCCGCCAGGCGGCUUCUUCAACAUUGUGCCCCACGCAGCAUUUCGAAAUGGAGCUGCCCGUCCCGGCUGCCCAUCCCGUUGUAGCGUUGAGGUGCGGUUCAUUGUACUGGAGCCGGCUCCAUACCAGAAAGAGGGACCCGGUCCUAACGGCCCGUUUCCGGAUGAUAGUCGGGUCCAGCCAUGGAAGGAUUGGGUUACACCAUCUGAACCCCAACCUGUUCCAGCACCGACCACCGACAACAGACCGAUGUAUUUCUGAUUUGGGUCCAGUGACGGUCCCUCGAGACCCUGGUGAAGUGCGGUACCUGUCCCGUGUUUGUGAAUAAGCUAUAAACGAAGUAGGCUAUUCAAAUACGAAUACUACAUACUUUCGAAUGUACCUGGGGGCUGGCAGGUAUGGUGCAGUGCAGAAAUGAUAUAGCUGAAAUGGACUUCCAAGCUCACGUACCGUA
Molecule: messenger RNA, 1214 nt
Organism: Didymella exigua CBS 183.55
Lineage: Eukaryota; Fungi; Ascomycota; Dothideomycetes; Pleosporales; Didymellaceae
Exons: 5
Coding region: 320-1021 (233 amino acids)
Molecular function (GO): oxidoreductase activity
Source: RefSeq, a predicted model, not a curated record